Prunus armeniaca (apricot) is the source of this 339-nucleotide messenger RNA. NCBI's taxonomy places the organism in Eukaryota, Viridiplantae, Streptophyta, Magnoliopsida, Rosales, Rosaceae. The record is from the annotation of a GenBank genome assembly.
AUGGCCAUGGUGUCCUGGAACCUCGGCGUGGGUCCACGCCCAAAGCUACUUCAAGUCUCUUGCAGAAAGAAAGAGAGGAACAGAGAUAACCAUCACCCUUACAAAGUAAUCGAAAUAACGCCUCCGCCCAAGAACCUUGGUGUUCGAUGCUUUCCCCCCAACCUACAAUGUGGGGAGAGUGUGACAAUAGAAGGCCAAACUUACACAAUCUCAGCUGUAACUCAUAGGUACCAGCUUCGGAAGGGGAAGUACGAACCAAGUGAGAAGAGGCUUGAUGUUUUGUCCUCGGCGAGAUAUAUCUUAAAUUUGUACUUGGAAAAUUUACUAGAACAAUCUUGA